AUGCAGCUAACUUAUAGUAGCGGCGACUCGUACUCUCAAACCGGGUUUAAUAUCAACGGCGAAGCGCCAUCAGCGUCAAAUCCAUUAGGCAAUCCCCCUCUCCCGGGAUGGACUGCAUCCGGUGGCAUAAACUGGGUUGGCAGUCUAGCGACUGAGUUCAACUCUUCUCUUACUCUCGCAUACAACUUUGCAUAUGGCGGUGCCACCGUCGACGCCGACAUUGUAGUGCCAUAUAUAGACACAGUUGUCUGUAUGGACGAUCAAGUCAAGAUCUUUUUAGACUUCAUUGACAAACAGCCGAAGAAUGUGCCGUGGACCAAGUCCAAUGCAUUGGUGGGGGUCUGGAUCGGAGUUAAUGACGUAGGAAAUUCCUAUUAUCGAGAAAACUCUACAGACAUCUUGAAAAAAGACGUGGCCAGGUAUUUCGAGCUACUUCAACAGCUCUACGACGCCGGGCUGCGGAAAUUUGCCUUGUUGAGCGUUCCUCCGACCAACUUGACACCGUUGAUGCUGCAGCAAGAUGCGGCAUCGAAUGGGCUUCUUGUCUCAUCUAUUAAACUCUACAACAAACUGCUGUCUUCCGGCUUCCACUCCUUCCAGGCCGCCAACCGCGAUAUAACGGCUAAGAUUAUCGAUACCUCAUUGGCUUUCAAUCGGGCAAUCAAGAACCCUAAGGCAUAUGGCGCACCGAAUGCAACCUGUUACAACGAAGACGGUGUAUCCUGUUUGUGGUUCAAUGAUUACCAUCCUGGUAUUGCCAUUGAAAGGCUUGUGGCAAGCGAUGUUGGAAAAGUGGUGAAUAAGCGGCCGUUUAAGUGGUAA
This is a messenger RNA of Ilyonectria robusta, 822 nucleotides long. RefSeq lists its product as uncharacterized. The transcript has 3 exons. The record is from RefSeq and is a predicted model, not a curated record. Bases 1 to 822 code for a protein of 273 amino acids. Lineage: Eukaryota; Fungi; Ascomycota; Sordariomycetes; Hypocreales; Nectriaceae. Gene Ontology annotation, molecular function: hydrolase activity, acting on ester bonds.